UUUGGAGCUGAGCGAACAAAUACAUGACGCUCACAUCCAAACGGAACCAUGCACACAGCAGCAAGAUAAGCGCUCUAUUUUUAGAUCACAAAACUCGCGCCAGGUGGACGAUCCUGCGCAGCGGCCCCAAAACAUCAAUAAUCAGCUGUUCUACAGCUGUUAUCUAACUUCUCACAGCUGUGAGACACGAAGAAAGCAGUCUGCCUACGAGACUACGCUACAGCCAAACAUGGCUGGCGUUAUCACAAAGUCCUUGCACAGAUUAUUGCAAAUUAAACCGAUCAACAGAAGUUGUUUGAAGAGGUCUUUCACCUCGCCGUCAUCCGAUACAUUCGCCGCGAAAAGUACAAAUAAAUUGCAAGUGAUAUGUGGCUGUGCAACUGGAUUUGCUGUGAUGAUGUAUCUCCACUCAAAAACCAACCUCAGUACAGCUUAUGCAUUCAAAUUAAGAAAGCGGGACGAUGAGCUAGUUCGGACAGUGAAGCUGACGUCACGUGAGCGUCGCUUCAUCCGCUUUGCGUCGGUUGAGUACGACGGCCAGCUCUACAUGACGCCGCAAGACUUCCUCGAGUCCUUUGUCGACCAGGAGCCAAGACCACGAGUGAAGAGGCGAUCAUUGUCUGACAAGGACUUGGAAGCAAUUAGAGAUGCCACCCCAAGCCUUAAUAAGGGCUCGACUGUUAUGUUUCGCAGUUUACAGAACAAAGGAAUAAUCUCGUAUACAGAAUACCUAUUUCUUCUAUCAAUCCUAACAAAGCCGCAAACCGGGUUCCGAAUUGCAUUCAACAUGUUCGACACGGAUGGCAAUGAAAGAGUCGACAAGAAUGAGUUUCUUGUGUUGAGGCGACUAUUUGCACUAAAACUGGAAAAGGUGAAGGAUCAGCACUUAGAUUCUCCAAAACAGAUGGAGAAGAUAUUCAGUCACGCGUGGAAGGACAAGCGUGGCUUGCCUGCAGAUGACGUCACUGCGACGCCCGCCGUGACGCCGGGAGGGGGUAACGACGCCCAGAUCACAGAGGAGUACGUGGAUGACGAACAGGGGUUGCAACGACGUCAUCUGGUGGACACCACGCUAACUGUACACUUCUUCGGACCCAAGGGCAAGAACGAACUGCGAUAUGAAGGAUUUAGAAGGUUUAUGGAAAAUCUGCAGACCGAAGUAUUAGAACUUGAAUUCAACGAGUUUUCAAAGGGAGCACCAACUAUUAGCGAAAUGGAUUUUGCAAGGAUUCUUCUUCGAUACACUUACCUUGAUACUGAUGCAUAUGAUAUGUACUUGGAUCGACUGCUGGAUAGGGAAGAAGCAGACAAGGGCAUUUCGUUUGAAGAGUUCAGAGUUUUCUGCCAGUUCCUCAACAAUCUGGAAGACUUCACAAUCGCCAUGAGAAUGUAUACACUGGCUGAUCACCCUAUCUCCAAAGAUGAAUUCCUGCGGGCAGUCAAGAUCUGCACUGGUCAAAACCUGAGCAAGCACCUCGUAGACACGGUGUUCGCAAUAUUCGAUGAAGAUGGUGAUGGACAACUCAGCUACAGAGAGUUUAUCGCCAUUAUGAAAGAUCGUUUACAUCGCGGUUUCAAGCUGAACACUAAGAACGAGGGCUGGGAAGCAUUCAGACAGUGCGUCAAGCAAGAAAUCAAAUCUCCAGGAUAAAAAUCAAGAAAAUCCCACACCUCAACCAAUUUUUCUCCCCUUAUCUACUCUACUAACACGCAUUUUAAGCUGCAAUAGCUGAUUUAUUGUGUUCUUUUUGCAAUUAUUGUGUUCAUUUGCCAUUGUAUCAAUUUUAAUUAUCUGCAACAUCUAGUUCCUCAGUAUACCUCCAUGUUUUUAUUGUUCCUUAACGAUCCCCUCCCACAAGUAUUAAUUACAAUUAUCAUUAUUUAAUUCGACCAAUUUGUUCAAUUUAAACGUUUGUUACUGUUUGAGAGAUUAAGUUAUUAUUGUUAUUGUUAUGCAUGUUGUUGUAAUUUGUUAAGUAUAUCAUUGUUAUUUUCGGAUAUGUCCAGAGUUGUUUUAGGAUUAAAUGUAUUUCAACGACCAGUAUACCCAUAUUCUAGAACAUUAUUCUGAAUUAUUAACACUUCAAAUAUUAUAGAUGUUUUCGAAUUUAUUGUUAGGUUGUAUUUAAAUAAUUAAUUGAUGUAUUAAUCAUUGUUAUUAGUUCGCAUGGAAGAUAUUACGAUAUUAGGAUUUAUGUUUUUUUUUUAUUCAAUUUAUGUUAUUAACUGUAUGUUUACUUGCUAAUCUAAUUCUCAGAAAUCAAAAAAUCAGAUUGAUACAAAUCUAAUGUACAUCUCACUUGAUGCAAUGUGAUACAUAAAAAACUAGAUACUCUUUCUCUUAUCUGAAAUUUUUAAACAGAUUAAUCUUGUUAGGCCAUAUCUUAUUCAUAGAAAAAGAACAAUUAUUGGUUUUUGCACAUUUGGAAUAUUUAUAAAAUUGAGAUCCCAUAAAUAUUUAAAAUUCAUUAGAACAGUGUUAUUGAAAUAGUUACUUGAAUAAUCACAAAAAUUUUAACAUUUUCUCAAUUUAUUUGGUUUGACCUCUAGAAUAUCAUAGAAACUAAUACCUAUCAAAUGCAGAUAUUAUUAUAUGCUUGUUUAUUAGAUGUAUGUCAUAAAUUUUUAUUUUAAAGGGGCUUUCAACGUAUUUGAUGCGAAUAAGAAGUUUGGAAAGAAAAAUAUGAAAAUCAAUAGAUUAGCUUCUUUUCUAUCAAAAGCAAAUCUCAAUCAGCAUGACAGUUAAAACCUGUACAUUAUUACAACUCAAUUUUUUUUUAUUAGCUAAGCUCCUCUCCCUUUAAACAUAUUCAAUGCUAAAUUAUUUGCAAGACUAUACGAUUGUAAACUAAGAUUAUAAGUCACAAUUAUUUGAAGUAUUUAAGUCAUAUUGGAGUACUAUUGCCUAGUAUCUUGCUUAGAAGAAUUUUAAACUAAUCGAUCAUAUAUUCGAACAAGUUAUAAUUAGACCUAUCUAUCUUGUAUAAGUUGUUGCUUUGAAAUUAAUUAUUUUGUUGAUAAUUAUAUUUGUUAUAUAGUUUAUAGGAUUGAAAGUGCCAUACGAAUCCAUUUUCAAGCACAAUAAUUUGAACAAAUAAUUACUGAAUUGACAUAUAAAACCCUUGAUUUACGCAUAUUUUUGAAAUUCAUUAUUCAAAGUACUGCGUUUCAAAAUAACUUAUAGAACUUUUGUAGUUACUAUUAGAAUUUAUCAAUUAUUCGUCUGUAAUAAUCAACACUAAAUUCACAUAAGGUUAAAUAACGAUGAUCCAAUAUUUAAAACGCUUUUGCAGAGUGAUCUACACUCUUGCUUCAAUUUAAAUCCCUUUAUUCAAGAUAUAAUGAUGUUUCCUCAUGAAUCAUGAGUUCAGAGAAAUAGCACAACAUUUUAAUAGUAUGCUUAAAGAAAAAUUUCAAAUAGAUCAGCACAAAAACAUUUACAAAACUAUAGUCUGAUUAGAUUUUAUAAGUUUCAUGCCAAUUCGAAAAAUAAUCAAUAUUACUGUAUCUAGUCAUUGAAAUCUGCAAUACUGGACUGAUUAUUUUAUCUGAAUCAUUUGAUUUUAAUAUACGUAUUAUUAUAG
Molecule: messenger RNA, 3584 nt
Organism: Nilaparvata lugens (brown planthopper)
Lineage: Eukaryota; Metazoa; Arthropoda; Insecta; Hemiptera; Delphacidae
Gene: MICU3
Product: calcium uptake protein 3, mitochondrial
Exons: 11
Coding region: 230-1651 (473 amino acids)
Biological process (GO): calcium import into the mitochondrion; mitochondrial calcium ion homeostasis
Cellular component (GO): uniplex complex
Molecular function (GO): calcium ion binding
Source: RefSeq, a predicted model, not a curated record